This is a messenger RNA of Paramecium tetraurelia, 306 nucleotides long. RefSeq lists its product as uncharacterized. The transcript is spliced from 2 exons. NCBI's taxonomy places the organism in Eukaryota, Ciliophora, Oligohymenophorea, Peniculida, Parameciidae. The record is from RefSeq and is a predicted model, not a curated record.
AUGCAAUAAUAAUUAAAUUCUUAAGUUAUUUUAGAUCGUAAUCAAGAAUUCAAAGGAGUUGAGUUCUAAUUCAACUCUAGAAAGAUUGUUGUUGAAAACAUAGAUUCUCUAGAACCAUUAUCAAAGUAUAUUGAUGCAGAUAAACUCAAUGAAAUUCUCAAUUAUAAAAUUGAGGAUUCAAAAAAAGGAGAAGAAGGCAUGAAAUUGAAUUCGCAUAUUAAAUAUUAUGACUUCUCUAGACCUCCAACUGGUAUUCCUAAAAAGGCUUUCAGAGCAUAUAGCGCUAUAGCAAAGAAAAAGAAGUGA